AGUCAUAGUUUUUAACAUGGCGUCUCGUCACUUACUCAACAUGGAAAAUAAGGGAUAUUCUGGCGCGUUGGGAAGUUUUUCGAUGGGAGGAAAUGGCAAUUUUACAGGAUAUUUGGACGCUUCGAACUCUGUAGCAGUCAAUUCGAUCGAGUGCAGUUGACUUUAUUGAUGCACUUUCUUGUAAUAGGCGAGUGUUUGGGAUGGAGAACAACGGAUUUUGAAGAACUGUAUGGCGACCUAAGUCAAUGUUCAAUGACAAAAGAACUGGCUCGGAAAGUAAGUGGUUUUUAUUUAUUGAGUCCCUGUGAGGUUUGAUGAAUAGCAGAACCAGUACUGAAUAUGUCUCGAUCGAGAGCAGACGGGACCAUGAGCUCCUGAUUGUUAUAUUUUAGAAAUUUUUACAAAUUUCCAUACAGUUUCUUAUAUUAUUUGGACGCCAUUAAAGACGAAAUGCGCAAGCGCGGCCGCCAUCUUGUCCAAUAUUUCUGCCGAUGUGUAUCUAGUCUUGAAGUCGUUCUCUGUAAGUCUGAUGUAUGUUUCAGUGGUGUUGUUGUCCUUACCUGUGACGGCGGCUUGGUAGAUUAGAGAUGAUUGGAGGCAGUUUCCGUUAAGUGGAAAUGUGUUCUUCUGUUGGCAGUUGCAAGUUUUGGUGUCUUUUGGUGUUAGCUGCGGUCUUUGAUGUGUUUGGAUGAAUUUAGAAUGCGUUUGUUGUGGCUGUCGAUGAUCUGUUUGGUGUUAUUCAUGCAGCUGUAACUGAUCUUAAUUGUGUUACGAUUAAAGAUUUUUCUAAGUUUGUGGUCUUUCGGGGCAUGCUUGUCUACUAGGGCAAGGAACUGUGUCCGAUAUUGGUGCUGACGUUUUUGCUAAUUGGGGGGUUGUACCAGAGUAUGUUGUUCCGUUGUCUGUUUUUUUGUUUGUUAGUCGUAGGUGGUUCAUAGUGUAGAGUGUACCUGUAUCCGCAUUCGUUGAGUGCUUUUUUUAUAACAAAGGUCAACUUUAAAGGCAUAGCCUUUUGAUAUGCCUUUAAAGUUGACCUUUGUUAUAAAACAGUCAAAAAGAUACAUUGUACAAUUAAUUCAAGGGCUUAUCGCGAAUGAGAAGGAGGAGGGACGGCAUUCUAGCUGUAUCAGUGUGAACUUUAGAUUUUCGAAGAAAACAAAGCGAUAUGAUUUUUUGGCUAUAUCCUGGUGUACCGAUCAACCAAAAUAUGUCCUGGUGUGCUGAAACUUGCGUGACAUCAGUCAAUUGAAUAAUAGUGUGACAGCUAGAUAAUUUGAUAAAUAAUGAAUGCUUUGAUAAUAAAAUUGGUUCAUUGUUGGAUUAUUUGGGUUAUUUUAGCUGUUUGGAUCUUUUGGAUCACUCGGGCCAGUUGGGUCACUUGGGUCACUUGGGUCAGUUGGGUCACAUGGGCCAGUUGGGUUAUCAGUUAAAAUAUCGCUAAAAUACAAACGCUGACCUAGGUGCCAUCAAAGAAACUGCUCACAAAAAUUACAUAAUUAGUUUUUCGAUAUUCAGUAUAUCAUAGACACUCAGAGUAAUGUCACAUCUACCAUGGAACUGGAAUCUCAGCUGGGCCAAAUUAUUCUUUCUAUGGAGGAAGUUGUACCUCAACGCCUUCGUCAAUGGCUGACGGCGUUUGCUUGUAGCAAUGGCACAAUGAGCUAGAUGCUACUUUGUUCAGCUCUGUUGUCUCCGAGCUCUUUGCUCAGUCAGACAACACUGAAGCCUUUUGGUUCCUACGAGAAGAAGGCAAACCUUCAUCUGAUCGCCACUGCCCCUUCUGGAACAGGGAAAACACCAGCGUGCCAGAAAGGAUGCGUGGAGCCAAUCGUGGGCCAUGUCGAGGAGAAAAUACAGACCAGCAUUGUGAUUGAUGAAACAUCAUCAAGCCGCCUAUUUAACCAUUUCCUAGGAGGUUAGUUUUUAUUAGACAUUGACAGGAGCUCCUAACAUUGAUUAUUAUCUUUUGAGUGUAGUAAGCUUCAGCUAAUAUUAUAAGACUUAAUGUAUCACUGAAGGAAAAAAAAUUCCUGAUAAAUAAUUUAAUUAACAGAUUUCACAGAUUUUUUUCAUUGCAAAAAUUGUAGAUUUGUCAGUUGGUUAUGCAACUGAAUUUGAGGAAUUUCCUUUAACCCUUUAACCCCUAAGAGUGACUGGCAUUUAAUUUCUCCUCACAAUAUCAUUCCUGAAUCACAUGAAGAUCAUGAGAAAAAAAGGAAUUGAUCACUAAGUAAAGAAGCUCUUGACUGUUAAACAAAUUGUCCCUGUCAACAUCAUAUGAAAUGUAUUAAGAACAGUAUGGAGAAUAUUCCCAUCAAUGCUACGGUGUAAAGGAUUAAAUGAUUCUCUAGAAGGACUACUGAUCUUGUGCCCUCCAUUCUUGGGGCAAGGGUGAGGGGCUCCCAUGUGAAACAGACAGAGUUACUUACUGAAAAUAUUGAGUUAAACCCCUAAAGGAGACCGAUGUGGACUUGGCUCAGAUGUAAAUAUGUAAAAUGCAAUAUAUUUUUUUUCCAUUUCUUUGCGUGUCCCCCAUAGGGUCUUUAAUAUGUUGGCAUUUUUCCUGGAAACACCCUAAGCAAGCCCAAACAUCUGAAAUUUACACUCCAAAGCAAGACAAUGAACACCUCUGUCUGUUUUGUAUAGGGGUCCCCCUGGGCCUUUCACUCUGCAAUUGAGGGUAAGUGGGUAGAAAUUAUGGGUAGUAUUAGAAAUAAUUUCAGCUCUAAUUUACAAUCAGUUGUCCAGGAAAACAUAUGUUAAUCACAAUGUAUGAUAGAAUAUAACCAAUUCAGUACAUUUAUUGCAGCAUCCACAGUGCCAAUCCUUUGUGUGGAUGAGGCAUACUCUCUCCUACAAAGACUAAUAUAUCAGAGGAAAUCAACAUCACAGACAAGCCUCUCAUUGGAACGCCUGUGUAAAUGUUACAAUGGAGAUUUUUGAUACGUACUAAAAGGGACAAAAGACAAGCGAGUUGGAGUAACUUCAGCUAAACUAGCCCACCUUGCUUUCACCACCCCUCAGCAGUUCCUGGAGUCAGUUUGGCCAAAAAUUGUAGCCUCAAAAAAUGGGCUGGCAGAGAGGUUGCUGUUUUUUUAUCAAAGAAGAUCAGAAGAUCUUGACCUGGAAGCCAUGGUAGAAAACUCUGACUCCCUGGACAAGUUUUCUGUUAAAUCUCUUGGCAAUGUACUUGAAAAGAUAUAUGUGGAACAUAACACAACCCCAGCACUGAAGUACACAUUGACUGCCACUGCUAAGGAAGUUUUCUUUAAGUUCAGCAAGCCUAAUGAAGAUGACAGCCAGGAUGCAGUUGCCAGUCCAAGUAUUUCCUCAGGUUCAAAGAAAUAUAAAAACACUUUACAUGUUGCUUUAAAUAUGCAUGUCCUUUAUCACCGGCUAAUCAGAGCACUUGCCUUAGAGUCAGGGACAACACCCACAACAAUAACAGCAGAAACCAUACAAAUGGCAAUAACUUUCACAGAUACUCUUGAGACCAUGAAGGGAAUCUCAGAGCUGGCGAGUUUAAUAUAACAAUAAUGAUAAUAAUAAUUAUUAUAAUUGUCAUUAUUAUAAUAAUCUAUUAUGGUGACCCGCAUGGAAAGGAAAUGACCAUAUCUUGGACAAUGGGGGCAUUUCUUUGUUCUAACACCAUCACAUUUACUCUACAUUGGUAGAUUUUAAAUUACUCCUGAUGAACAAUGCAAGACUUACAUGACAUUUGCAACCAAAAGAUUAAAUGAAAAAAAGUGCUGUUUGAUUGAGAGAAGAUUUUGUUAAUUUUGAAUGGGUAGUUAUUUGUAGCCAUUUCUGCACGUCAGGAAUGAUUAAGGAAACCACUUCUACACAUUUUUUGACGGUGAAAAAAAAAACAUGCACAUUCCAUAUAUGUUGUGGUUCAAAUUUAUCUUUGGUUGAAUAUUUUUCAAUUAAGUUUGAUUUUUUAUUCCAAACCGAUUGAAAAAAGAACAAUAAAAUUCAAACCACAAGAUACAUGGUUUGCAUUAUGCACUCAAUAUUUAGUGGACUGCUGAUGACAUAAAAACUUUAUGUUUUAUUUUAAUUUGAGCCAAAUGGGUUUGUUUUACAUUCUUGCCGUCUGCAGAAAGAUGGUAUAUAAAAAUCAAUGUAGUUUGCAUUCCUUUUAAAUUUAUUAAAUUAGUAUAUUUUGAUGUGAUAUUUCAAAAAAUGAAUGCCCAAAGAAAAUAAUUACAUAACUGAAUUAACUAAAUUCCUUGGAUGGUAAAGAAGGAACAUGUGGUAAAUCAUUAUAUUUUUGUUGUCUCCUGACUGCAUUAGUUGUACAUAACAUAGCAAAUCAGAUACAUAAUUAAUUUUUUUACAUAGGUGUAUUAAAAAUUUUUCUUAAUCACAAAUUGAGACAAAAGUAAUAUUGUGGAGUAAGAUAGUUUAUAAGAUUUAUUUUGUUCAUGAUUCUUUCAUAUAGUAUUAGUAUAUUUCAAUGUCAUAUUUCAAAAACUGAACACCCA
Molecule: messenger RNA, 4487 nt
Organism: Pocillopora meandrina
Lineage: Eukaryota; Metazoa; Cnidaria; Anthozoa; Scleractinia; Pocilloporidae
Source: the annotation of a GenBank genome assembly